AGUUUUACAGGCAACUUUGAGAGAAGAAAAGAAACUUCGAGUUGAAAAUGCUAAACUGAAAAAAGAAAUAGAAGAACUAAAGCAAGAGCUAAUUCAGGCAGAAAUUCAGAAUGGAGUGAAGCAAAUUCCAGUCCCAGUCCAAUCUGAUACUCCAGUGCAAGCUAGCUCUGCAGUUUCUACAAGUGUGAUACAGUCUACAUCGGUAUCAACCAUCUCUUGUAGUAUAAAAGAACACAGUAAAGGAGGGGGAGAAGAAAAGAAGGUAAAAGAGAAAACUGAUAAGAAAGGAGAGAAAAAGGAGAAGAAACUGCAGUCAGCAGCACCAAGUGCUGACUCGAAGCCAGUAGAUGUUUCUCGUCUGGAUCUUCGAAUUGGUCGUAUUGUUACUGUCAAAAAGCACCCGGAUGCAGACUCACUGUAUGUAGAAGAAGUGGAUGUGGGGGAGGCAGCCCCAAGGACAGUCAUCAGUGGACUGGUGAAUCAUGUUCCUCUAGACCAGAUGCAAAAUCGAAUGGUGGUUUUACUUUGUAAUCUGAAGCCUGCAAAAAUGCGGGGAAUACUGUCUCAAGCAAUGGUGAUGUGUGCUAGUUCACCAGAGAAAGUGGAAAUUCUGGCCCCUCCCAAUGGAUCUGUUCCUGGAGACAGAAUUACUUUUGAUGCUUUCCCUGG
Molecule: messenger RNA, 669 nt
Organism: Cricetulus griseus (Chinese hamster)
Lineage: Eukaryota; Metazoa; Chordata; Mammalia; Rodentia; Cricetidae
Gene: Aimp1
Product: aminoacyl tRNA synthetase complex interacting multifunctional protein 1
Molecular function (GO): tRNA binding
Source: RefSeq, marked provisional